AUGUCGGGCACAAUAUUGGAGAAUCUUAGCGGCAAAAAGUUGAGCAUUUUGGUGGCAACGCUUCUGUUCCUGCAAUUCCUCUGUUUCCUGCUGGGUGGUCUCAUCGCGCCGGUACCGGCAAGUGUGCAGACAAUUCUGGCCACGAUAUGUAAAGAUAUUCCCGGAUCGCACAACGAUACCUCGGUAUGGUUGUACUCGCGGGGUGAAGAACGCUGCCAAAGCUUGGACCAUUUCGACAUCGAAAAUGACGACAUGAAGAUGGCCAAUCAGAUAGUGUUUGUCUUUCAAAUGCCUCUGCCCCGGGAAGGUCGCCAGCUGGACUAUUCCCGCUGGCAGCAGAAUUUGAUCGGUGUGCUGCAAACGGACAUUGCGUACGAUGCGAACGUGCUGCACAAACCGCACACGAAGAUUACGAUCGAUGCACGGUUGGCGUACCGGAACAAGGGAGAUGCUGAUCAGGACUGGAAGUAUCUGGCCUCGUCGCUGGAAGAGCGAGAUCUCGACUGUACGGCAAACAACGUCACCGAUGACUAUCUGUACAACUGCAACACGAUUCCUCUGUUUGAGCUUGGUUCGCUGCAUCACGAUUUUUACCUGUUAAACGUACGUUUGCCGGUGGAUAGCGAACGACGCAUGAAUCUGGACAUUGGACACAUAAAAGAUUUGCACCUAUCCGUGAUCUACCAGAACGGUGGCUUCACGAAGGUUUGGGUAUCACUUAAGACGGUGUUUCUGCCUUUUAUUGUCCUCAUCAUGGCCUGGUUCUGGCAGCGUGUCCAUCUGCUGCACCGCAAACCGGCCCUGCUGGAAGAGAUGCUGCUGGCGCUAGGCUGUGCGCUUACAUUCUUAAACAUGCCAUUCGAAUAUUUUACGCUUUUCUUCGACAUGCCGUUUAUGUUGCUUCUGAGCGACAUACGCCAGGGAGUGUUUUAUGCUACGCUGCUAUCCUUCUGGCUUAUUUUUGCCGGCGAACACAUGCUGAUUCAAGAGACGGGCGAAAAAUCGGGUCUCAAGACGUACUGGAAGCAUCUGAGCGCGGUAGCAGUUGGAUGUGUGUCCCUAUUUUUGUUUGAUAUGUGCGAACGAGGCGUCCAGCUGCGGAAUCCAUUCUACUCGAUUUGGGUUUCUAAAAUUGGUGCAAACGUCGCGCUUGGAUUCAUCAUCCUAGCAGGCAUCUCAGCGGGAUUAUACUUUUGCUUUCUGUGCUACAUGAUCUGGAAGGUGUUUUGCAACAUCAACAUUAAGCGUACAUCGCUCCCGUCAAUGUCAUCUGCACGGCGUCUUCACUACGAAGGCAUCAUCUAUCGCUUCCAGUUCCUGAUGCUGGCAACUCUUCUUUGUGCUGCUAUGACCGUGAUUGGCUUUAUAAUUGGGCAGGUUUCCGAGGGACGCUGGAAAUGGGACGAAAACAUCGACCUGGAGUUUACCUCCGCUUUCUUUACCGGCGUGUACGGCAUGUGGAACAUUUACAUCUUCGCACUGAUUGUACUGUACGCUCCGAGCCACAAAAAAUGGCCCACCAACGAAACUACGGAAAACAUUAUGAGCGAAGAGAUAGAAUUCAGCAAUCUGCCUUCUGAUUCGAAUCCAAGCGAAAUUUCGUCUCUCACACAAUUUGCCCGAAAAGCAGCACAGGACUAA
Molecule: messenger RNA, 1641 nt
Organism: Anopheles marshallii
Lineage: Eukaryota; Metazoa; Arthropoda; Insecta; Diptera; Culicidae
Gene: wls
Product: protein wntless
Exons: 5
Coding region: 1-1641 (546 amino acids)
Biological process (GO): Wnt signaling pathway; intracellular protein transport; Wnt protein secretion
Cellular component (GO): endomembrane system; organelle membrane
Molecular function (GO): Wnt-protein binding
Source: RefSeq, a predicted model, not a curated record